Molecule: messenger RNA, 2878 nt
Organism: Pogona vitticeps (central bearded dragon)
Lineage: Eukaryota; Metazoa; Chordata; Lepidosauria; Squamata; Agamidae
Source: RefSeq, a predicted model, not a curated record
AGGUCUGUCUACGAUGGGGAGGAGCAUGGACGCUUCAUGGAAAAGCUGGAUGCUCGUAUCCGGAAUCACGACCGGGAGAUUGAGAAAAUGUGCAACUUCCAUUACCAGGGUUUUGUGGAUGCCAUCACAGAAUUUUUAAAAGUCCGAGCAGAAGCCCAGAAGCUUAAGAAUCAAGUGAUGGACACUAACAGAAGACUGCAGAUGGAAAGCAAGAAACUGGUGGGAGCCAUGGAAGAGCUGAAACAGUGUCGCCUCCAGCAGCGGAAUAUUUCUGUGACGGUGGACAAGCUCACACAGUGCCUUCCCGUUCUGGAGAUGGAUAGCAAGUUAAGAGAGCAAAUGAAGUCCAAAAGACACUAUCCUGCGCUGAAGACCUUGGAGCACCUGGAGCACACCUACUUACCCCAAGUGAGCCACUACCGCUUCUGCAGGGUCAUGGUGGACGACAUUCCUAAACUGCGCGAGGAGAUCAAGGAAGCUUCCAUGUCUGACCUCAAAGACUUUCUGGAGAGCAUCCGCAAGCAUUCAGACAAGAUUGGUGAGACAGCCAUGAAACAGCCCCAGCAGGAGAGGAACCUGGAGAAGAUCACGUCUCAGCCCUUCAAAGCUCUUGGCCGACGAGUCCGGAAGGAGGCGCAUGCCACGAGCUCGGACCCAGAGGUCAGGACCGCCAGCCCCCAGUCGGAGCAGGAUUCUGGCAUCUUGGAUGUCGAGGAGGAAGAGGAGGAAGAGGAAGAGGUGCCCGGCGCCCAGGACUUGGUGGACUUCUCACCGGUAUACCGCUGUUUGCAUAUCUACUCAGUCUUGGGGGCCAGAGAAACCUUUGAGAGCUACUACCGGAAGCAGCGGAGGAAGCAGGCCCGGCUGGUGCUGCAGCCUCCCUCCAACAUGCAUGAAACUCUGGAUGGCUAUCGGAGAUAUUUUAAUCAAAUCGUAGGCUUCUUUGUCAUUGAGGACCACAUCCUGCACACAAGUCAAGGCUUGGUGGACAGAGCCUACAUUGACGAACUCUGGGACAUGGCCCUGUCGAAAACCAUUGCUGCACUCCGGACCCAUUCGUCCUACUGCUCUGAUCCCAACCUUGUCCUGGACCUGAAAAACCUCAUUGUACUUUUUGCUGAUACACUCCAGGGCUAUGGCUUUCCGGUCAACCAGCUCUUUGACUUACUGCUUGAAAUCUGGGAUCAAUAUAGUGAGACCCUGCUGAAAACCUGGGCAGGAGCCUUUCGAGCCAUCCUGGAUUCAGACAACUACAGUCCCAUCCCCGUGGGCAGCGAAGGCGCCUAUCAGGAGGUGGUGAGGCAGUUUCCGUUCCACGAUGCGGAGCUGGAGAAGCAACCCUUCCCCAAGAAGUUUCCCUUCUCCGAGUUUGUGCCUCGUGUUUACACCCAGAUCAAGGAGUUUAUCUACGCUUGCCUCAAGUUCUCCGAAGAUCUUCAUCUCAGCUCCACUGAGGUUGAUGACAUGAUCCGGAAAUCGACCAAUCUGCUGCUAACUCGAACUCUGAGCAACUGUUUGCAGAAUGUUAUUAAGAGGAAGAACGUUGGCCUGACGGAGCUGGUCCAGAUUAUUAUCAACACGACACACCUGGAGAAAUCCUGCCGGUUCCUUGAGGAAUUCAUCACCAACAUCACCAACGUCCUUCCAGAAACGGUCCACACGACCAAGUUGUACGGAACCACCACCUUCAAGGACGCCCGACAUGCAGCAGAGGAAGAGAUCUACACAAACUUGAACCAGAAGAUUGACCAGUUCCUGCAGCUGGCAGACUAUGACUGGAUGGCCACGGAGGCCGGCUCCAGGGCCAGCGACUACCUGGUGGACCUCAUUGCCUUCCUGCGCAGCACCUUUGCGGUGUUUACUCACCUGCCUGGCAAAGUGGCCCAGACCGCCUGCAUGUCUGCCUGCAAGCACUUGUCCGCCUCCCUGAUGCAGCUGCUCUUGGAAGCCGAAGUGAGGCAGCUCUCGCUGGGGGCCCUGCAGCAGUUCAACCUGGACGUGGCGGAGUGUGAAGAGUUUGCCAGAUCCGGGCCGGUGCCUGGGUUCCAAGGGGAGACGCUGCAGUUGGCCUUCAUUGACUUGAGACAACUCUUAGAUUUGUUCCUGCAGUGGGACUGGUCGACCUACCUGGCUGACUACGGGCAACCGACCUGCAAGUACCUCCGGGUCAACCCGACAACGGCGCUGGCCUUGCUGGAGAAGAUCUCCCGAGAGAUGAAGGACACCAGCCGAAAGAACAACGUCUUCGCCCAGUUCCGGAAGAACGAGAGAGAGAAGCAGAAGCUGAUAGACACGGUGGCCAAGCAGCUGCGUGGCCUCAUCAACAGCCACCACUCUUGAAGGGGGCCGGCCAGACUGGGGGUUUGGGGACCCCCCCUUUGGAACCUGCGUGGCCCCCACCCACCCAAAUGCACCCUCUGAUGAGAGGAAGUGGCUCCUGAUGUGGAAUCCUCACAGGGCCCUUCUGUGUGCAGACUGGCUUUCCUUUUUGAGGGGACCGUAGGCUGUAGCCUCAGCUUCUUUGGGCAUCUUUCCAGCACCAGAGCCCCCAGUGUUUUUCCAACACGCGCCCCCCCUUCACCACCUGGUGAAGGUGGAACAUGGUCAGGAAGUCCCAACGCCCCAUCCUGGGGUGCUGGGUUGGGCUUUUGUCGGCGUGCCAUUUCAAAGCGGGACAGGGCGGAGCGGGGUGAAGGUUCGAGAGAGGCCGCCUGGUUCCUCUUGGCCGAGAGGCCCUUCCUUGGAUCGUCGGGUGGCCGCGUGCGGGCCAGAGGCAGGUCCCCGUGGCUGGGUUUUUGUGGUAGAGCUGUUCUUCCCCCUUCCACUUCUCCUCCUGGGGGGACAUCCAGCCUCACUCGUGUUCCUGCACGUUUGCAGA